UACUGAACCAAUAGAGUUAAUAUGGUUUUAACAGAUAGUUUAAAGAUAUGUACAGUAUGUGCAUCCAAUAAUAAUAGAUCUAUGGAAGCUCAUAAGCAACUACGAGAUGCAGGAUAUAAUGUCAAAUCAUUUGGUACUGGUUCAGCAGUUAGAUUACCAGGUCCAUCUAUAGAUAAACCUAAUGUUUAUGAAUUUGGAACACCAUAUGAAGAUAUUUAUCAAGAUUUAAUAAGUCAAAGUUGUAGAAAAAUGUAUGAAGCAAAUGGAUUAAUUCACAUGUUGGAUAGAAAUAGAAAAGUUAAACAAGCACCAGAAAAGUGGCAAAACAAUGCUUAUGCUGGAAAUUUUGAUUUAGUAAUAACUUGUGAAGAAAGAUGCUUUGAUAGCGUGGUGGAUGAUUUAAUGUUUAGAAUGUAUAGUAGAGAUGAUUCAAAUGAAGUAAGGCAAGUUGUUCAUAUAAUUAAUGUUGAUAUUAAAGAUGAUAAUGAAAAUGCACUUCUAGGAGGUAAAGGUAUUUUAAAAUUAGUUAAUAUGAUUCAUGACUUUAGACAAAAGAAGAAAGAUCAAUAUGAAGAUGAAUCUGAUGUAAUUCUAGAAGAUCAAAUGAUGGGUAUAUUGACAGAAUGGCAGAAAGACCAUACUCAUUUACCCACCUUAUAUAGCAUAUCGUACUACUAGUUUAAUGUAAUUAAUAAAAGUACUCACUCAUAG
Messenger RNA from Scheffersomyces amazonensis, 711 nucleotides. RefSeq names its product RNA polymerase II subunit A C-terminal domain phosphatase (gene SSU72). The coding region runs from base 22 to 678 and encodes 218 amino acids. The transcript has a single exon. Gene Ontology annotation, biological process: termination of RNA polymerase II transcription. Gene Ontology annotation, molecular function: RNA polymerase II CTD heptapeptide repeat phosphatase activity. The record is from RefSeq and is a predicted model, not a curated record. NCBI's taxonomy places the organism in Eukaryota, Fungi, Ascomycota, Pichiomycetes, Serinales, Debaryomycetaceae. Gene Ontology annotation, cellular component: mRNA cleavage and polyadenylation specificity factor complex; nucleus.